Messenger RNA from Penicillium vulpinum, 723 nucleotides. RefSeq names its product NPP1 family protein. Lineage: Eukaryota; Fungi; Ascomycota; Eurotiomycetes; Eurotiales; Aspergillaceae. The record is from RefSeq and is a predicted model, not a curated record. Bases 1 to 723 code for a protein of 240 amino acids. The transcript has 4 exons.
AUGAUUCCCCAAAUAAUUGCUGCGCUGACUGCUCUCACUGUGCUGCCUGUGACGGCUAGCCCAGUUGACCUGUUGCGUCGAGGAACAGUUGGAUCCGAUUCACUUGUCGGAUUUCCCCAAACACUUCCUGCAGGUGCCACUGGGGACCUAUAUCUGGCCUACCAGCCAAAUCUAUAUGUUGUCAAUGGUUGUGUGCCUUUCCCGGCCGUAGACGCAAACGGAAACACCAAUGGCGGUCUCAAGCCAACAGGGGCUCCAAAUAGUGGAUGCAGUAAAAGCACAGGGCAAAUAUACGUGAGAGGCGGCUCUUCGGGCGCCCGCUAUGCCCUGAUGUAUUCCUGGUAUUUCCCCAAGGAUUCGCCUUCGACUGAUCUUGGCCAUCGCCACGAUUGGGAAGGUGUUAUUGUCUGGCUUUCCGACCCCACAAGUACCGCUGCCUCAAACGUCUUAGCCGUUUGUCCGUCGGCACAUGGUGGCUGGGACUGCAGCACAAAUGGCUUUACGCUUGCUGGCACUUCACCUCUGAUUAAGUAUCAGUCUGUUUGGCCUGUUAACCAUGCUUGCGGCCUGACAACUACCGUGGGCGGCACACAGCCGUUGGUUGCCUGGGAGUCAAUGUCAACUAUUGUGCAAAAUGCCUUGGAAACAACGGACUUCGGAUCGGCAAAUGUUCCUUUCAAAGAGGGCAAUUUCGCUUCCAACCUAGCAAAGGCAACAUUCUGA